ACUACUUCCUGUAUUAGUGGCAUUUUAUGGUAACCUUGCAGUGCACAUUGAAUACGAGUUAACUUUGUUACAAUGUUGCAGUUCGCAGGUCGUCAGUUAUUUCAAUGCAGUUUUAAAGAUCUUUCUAAAUUGGGUUCUUUGGCGUUGAUUACAGCUAGAUUAUGCAGCUCACAACCAAGUAAGAAUCCGGUGGUGUAUUUUGACAUUGCUGCAGAUAACCAGCAUCUUGGGAGAGUCACCUUUGAGUUGAAUGCAGAUGUGGUCCCUAAAACAGCAGAGAACUUCAGAGCACUUUGCACAGGGGAAAAGGGAUAUGGAUACAAGGGGUCAAUAUUUCACAGGGUGAUUCCCCAGUUCAUGUGCCAGGGUGGAGACUUUACCAACCACAAUGGCACAGGAGGGAAAUCAAUCUAUGGUGCAAGGUUUCCAGAUGAGAACUUCAAACUGCAGCACACCGGGCCAGGUAUGUUGACCUGUUCCAAUGCUGGACCAAACACAAAUGGAUCUCAGUUCUUUAUAUGUACCACCAAAACUCCAUGGCUGGACGGAAAACAUGUUGUGUUUGGCCAUGUAAAGGAAGGGAUAGAUGUGAUAACACAAGUUGAAAAGUAUGGCUCUAGAAAUGGGAGCACCUCCAAGAAGAUAACUGUCACAGACUGCGGAGAGCUUGUGUAAAUGUUCUUCUUGUGUUCAUGUUUGUUGGUACAAAAAAAAUACUGAAUAAAAGUCACUUUUUUCUAAUGGCUUCUA
This is a messenger RNA of Polyodon spathula (Mississippi paddlefish), 750 nucleotides long. Its product is annotated as peptidyl-prolyl cis-trans isomerase A-like. Gene Ontology annotation, cellular component: mitochondrion. Lineage: Eukaryota; Metazoa; Chordata; Actinopteri; Acipenseriformes; Polyodontidae. The transcript has 6 exons. Gene Ontology annotation, molecular function: peptidyl-prolyl cis-trans isomerase activity. Gene Ontology annotation, biological process: cellular response to hydrogen peroxide; protein folding; protein peptidyl-prolyl isomerization. The record is from RefSeq and is a predicted model, not a curated record. Bases 73 to 675 code for a protein of 200 amino acids.